AUGCCACAUGCACCGCCACACUUGUCUGCAGGGCCCACUCUCAUGGCAAGGCUGCUCUUGUUACACCAACAUCUAUCGUCUCAGCUGUUGAAGCUCAAGAAGCAAAUACAGUACCUUGUUGCGCGCAAUUACCCAUUCUGAUAAAUCCGAACCCUUUCCGAUUCGUCUUCGAAACCCGCGAUAAGUGAAGGUCACAAGACAAUGCGACCAGGCGUCAGAAACACUGUAGAGCGGCUCGACAGGCCGAGCGCCUACUAUCAGAACCGCAACAAGAGGAGACGCGAUCGCGAUGACGACCAUGACCAACCUUCAGAGCCCCAGGCUGACCCUCUAGCCAAUGCCACAACCCUCUAUGUCGGCAACCUAUCCUUCUACACAACCGAAGAGCAGGUCUAUGAACUUUUCGCAAAGUGCGGCGAGAUCAAGCGCCUCGUCAUGGGUCUCGACCGCUUCAACAAAACGCCUUGCGGUUUCUGCUUUGUUGAGUACUACACACACCAGGACGCCCUCGACUGCCUAAAAUACAUUGGCGGCACCAAGCUCGACGAGCGCAUCAUCCGUACCGACCUGGAUCCUGGCUUUGAAGAGGGACGUCAAUUUGGCCGUGGUAAAUCUGGUGGUCAAGUUCGCGACGAGUACCGUGAGGACUUCGAUGAGGGCAGAGGAGGUGUUGGCAGAGCGAUACAAGCCGAAGAGCGAGACGAAUACGCCGAGGGGAAGUAAUUGGACAGUAGGGAAGCGGCGGUUGUCCGUAACGGCCGAUUAGGACUCGAUACCCUUAGAUUUUCAAAACACAGAGCCUUCGAUAUUUGGGG
Messenger RNA from Fusarium oxysporum Fo47, 815 nucleotides. RefSeq names its product nuclear cap-binding subunit 2 family protein. The coding region runs from base 202 to 723 and encodes 173 amino acids. The transcript has 3 exons. Gene Ontology annotation, cellular component: nuclear cap binding complex. Gene Ontology annotation, molecular function: RNA cap binding. Gene Ontology annotation, biological process: mRNA cis splicing, via spliceosome. NCBI's taxonomy places the organism in Eukaryota, Fungi, Ascomycota, Sordariomycetes, Hypocreales, Nectriaceae. The record is from RefSeq and is a predicted model, not a curated record.